CUGCACGGUGGUGCUGGCGAGGCGGGUGCGACCGCUGCGGUCGACGUCCGCGGGUCGGCGCCCGGCACGCGCGAGACGGCGCUGCUCGACCCCACCAACACGGUCCAGCAGGUGCAUGCGAUCGUGCUGGCGGGCGGCAGCGCGUUCGGUCUGGCCGCCGCCCAGGGCGUGAUGCGCUACCUGGAAGACCGCGGCAUCGGGUAUGAGACGCAGGCCGCACGGGUGCCAAUCGUCCCGGCGGCCAUCCUGUACGACCUGGGAGUCGGCGGCGACGCCGUCCAUCCGGCCCACGGCGGACUGCGGCUACCGCGCCGCGCGGGCCGCGAGCGACGCGCCGGUCGCCGAGGGAGCGUCGGCGCGGGCCGGCGCCACCGUCGGCAAGCUGGCCGGCCCGGGCCGCUCCAUGAAGGCGGCAUCGGCACCGCGCUCAUCGAGCUCCCCGGCGGCAUCCGUGUCGCCGCGCUGAUGGCGGUCAACGCCGUGGGCGACAUCGUGGAUCCCGAUACGGGCGCCAUCGUCGCCGGCGCACGCACGCCCGACGGGCUCGGAUUCGCCGACGCCCGGGCCAUUCUCCGCGGAACCGGCGCCUCCGCGCCUCCGCCGGCGGCGCGAGAAUACGACGAUCGGGAGGUGUCUCCUGAACGCUGCACUGCUUGCCGUGAUCGGUCUCGUCGUGCCUGUAUCUUGGGCUACCGCUUCUACUCGAAGUUCGUCGCCGAGAAGAUCUACCAGCUCGACCCCAACUUCGAAACCCCCGCGCACUCGAUGCGGGACGACAUCGACUACGUCCCGACGAACCGCUUCGUCCUCUGGGGCCAUCACUUCACGGCGGUGGCGGGCGCCGCGCCGAUCAUCGGCCCCGGCAUCGCCGUCAUCUGGGGCUGGCUGCCGGCGUUCCUGUGGGUCGUCAUCGGCACGAUGUUCUUCGCCGGGGUGCACGACUUCGGUGCGAUCUGGGCAUCCAUCCGCAACCAGGCGCGUUCGGUCGGCUCGCUGACCGGUGACGUCGUCAGCCACCGCGCCCGCACGUUGUUCAUGAUCGUCAUCUUCCUGCUGCUGCUGAUGGUCAACGCCGUGUUUGCCGUCGCCAUCUCGAACGAGUUCCAGGCGACGCCCAGCAGCGUGAUCCCGGCCUGGAGCGCGGUUGGCGUCGCCGUCGUCAUCGGUGUGCUGAUCUACAGGGUGGGCGUCCCGAUCACCUGGCCCACCAUCGUCGGGACGGUCAUUCUCUACGCGGUCAUCUAUCUCGGCGAGGUGGUGCCGGUUACGCUGCCGGACCAGGUAGUGGGUCUGGCGCCUGGCGCGCAGUGGAUCAUCAUCCUGUUCUUCUAUGCGGCGGUGGCGUCGAUGCUGCCCGUCUGGCUCCUGCUGCAGCCGCGCGACUACAUCAACGGCAUCCAGCUGUUCAUCGGUCUGGGCAUCCUGUACGGCGCGGUGCUCAUCGCGAGUCCGACCAUCGUCGCGCCCGCGAUCAACCCGAACGUCCCGGCGGCGACGCCGCCACUGCUGCCACUGCUGUUCGUGACGGUCGCCUGCGGCGCCAUAUCGGGCUUCCACGGUCUCGUGGGCUCCGGCACCACGUCGAAGCAGCUCAACAAGGAGACCGAUGCGCGCUUCGUCGGCUACCUCGGCUCGGUCGGCGAGGGCGCGCUGGCGCUCGUGGCCAUCAUCGCCGCCACGGCCGGGUUCGCGACAUUCGGCGACUGGGAAGCGUUCUACCAGACGUACAACACACAGGGCACCGGCGCGUUCGUGCGCGGUGGGGCGCAGAUCGCCUCCGCCGGCCUGGGACUCCCGGUCCCGUUCGCCGAGACACUGCUCGCGGUGAUGGUCGUGCUCUUCGCCGGCACGACGAUGGACGCCGGCGUGCGGCCUGCAGCGCUACAUCGUCCAGGAAUGGGGCACCAUCUACAACAUCCCGCCGCUGCAGAACGGGUACAUCGCCACCGGCGUCGCGGUCGGCGCCUGCCUGGUGCUGGCGUUCGGCGCGGGCGGCGCCGGGGGCACCGGCGGCAUGGUCAUCUGGCCGCUGUUCGGCACGACCAACCAGCUGCUCGCGGGUUGACGCUGCUGGUCAUCAGCGUGAUUCUCGUCAAGCUCGGCCGCCCUUCGCGGUACACGAUGAUUCCGAUGGUGUUCGUCACGGCGAUGGCGUUCCUGAGCGCCCUAAUUCAGCUGGUGGAUCUCUAUCGGGCAGGCAACUACCUCCUGAUUGCCAUCGACCUGGUGAUCAUCGUCGCCGCAAUCCUCGUGGCGCUCGAGGCCGCGUCGGCAUUCAUGCGCGAGAAGCGCAAGGCCGCGGAGGCGACCGGCUGA
Geodia barretti is the source of this 2316-nucleotide messenger RNA. NCBI's taxonomy places the organism in Eukaryota, Metazoa, Porifera, Demospongiae, Tetractinellida, Geodiidae. The record is from the annotation of a GenBank genome assembly.